Messenger RNA from Naumovozyma dairenensis CBS 421, 1173 nucleotides. It is a transcript of the gene LPX1, whose product is annotated as triglyceride lipase. The transcript has a single exon. The record is from RefSeq and is a predicted model, not a curated record. The coding region runs from base 1 to 1173 and encodes 390 amino acids. Lineage: Eukaryota; Fungi; Ascomycota; Saccharomycetes; Saccharomycetales; Saccharomycetaceae.
AUGGAACAAAUACUUAAUUCAAGUUAUUAUAGAGAAACUAAAAUCAUCAAUGCGAUCAAAUCAAGAGCUCAAAAUGCAACUUUGAACCAAGGUAUAGAUCAAUUGCAAAUUGUCUAUGAUCUAUACACAUAUAUCAAUAUUAAUACCAAUAUCUCUUCAACAAAUAAAAUUAAUAUGAUAUUUUUACAUGGUAGUGGGAUGAAUAGGUCAAUUUGGGAAUAUCAUAUCUCAAAAAUGAUUGAUUAUUUGAAAACACCCACAAUAAAUUGGUCAAUAAAUAAAAUCAUAUUAAUGGAUCAAGUAACACAUGGAGAUUCCGGACUUUUAAAUAAAGAAAAAUUAGGUGUAGAAUUCAAUUGGAAUGAUGGAGCUAAAGAUGCUUGUCUCGUUGCACAAACAGAAUUUUAUCCUCUUACUAAUAAUAAUAAUGAUCAAGAAAUGCGAUAUUUUAAUGUAGUGGUAGGUCACUCCAUGGGUGGAUUCCAAGCUUUAGCUUGUGGUGCUUUAUACCCCUAUCUAUUCAAUUUGAUUAUUACUGUGGAACCAGUUGUGGUACAAAGAAAUCCUUUUAAUUCUAAUGAUAUGACUAUAAUGCCUGAAUCAUUCUAUAAUUCUUUGAUAUCUAAAAUGGAUGAUUGCUUUGAUACUGAAUUGGGAUAUAACGAAUUUAUGCAAAAGAAAAGCUUUUAUACUAAAGUUCAUCCCAUUAUUUUGAAAAGAUUAAUUGAAUUUGAAAAAAUUUGGUCAUUAAGGGAUGGUUCGGAAAAACUUUCCACUAAAAUGAAUAAAUUUCAAAAUAUUCUAUGUUAUUUAACUUUAAAUCCAGGUGCAAAUUGGUUAAUUCAUAAUUUACAAUUUAUCGAAUCUCCUGUAAUCAAUCUUACUGGUGAAAAUUCAAAAUGGACACCACCUGAAAAUGAAAAACUAUUAAGGACCAAAAUUAAAAAUUAUACUUUGGAUCCAAUACCUAAUGGUGAUCAUCUUGUAAAUAUUGAAAAUCCUGAUGAAACAUUAAGGAAAAUUGUUUUUCAUAUCUCGAAGUUUGUUACUGCGGAAUCCACUAGGGAACCAACCAAACCAUUAUCCAUUACCCAACGCCAAUCAAAAUUUGAAAGAGAUUUUGUAAAAUUUAAAGAUAAAAGAACAAGAAAGACAAUUUCAUCAAAGCUUUAA